AUGCAGUGCCUCGAGGCGCGGCUCAAGUCCUACGACGCCGUGACGCGCCCAAAACGCGCCGCAAAGGUCGCGUUCCCACUCGAUCCCGAACAGUACCCAUACCUCACCCCCGCCGCCCUGUCAAAGGCAGGCUUCUACCACCAACCCGGCAAGGAGAAGGACGUCGACUCUCAUGACACGUGUAAGUGCUUCAUGUGUGGCCUCGUCCUCGGCGGCUGGGACGAGGACGACGACCCUUUUGCCGAGCACGUUCGACGCGACGGCGAGUGCGCAUGGAAGGAAGUCAUCUGCCGGAUCGAGGUCGACCGUGCGAACGGUGGCGAGGGCAGGCUGAGCUCCGAUCGCAUGAGCAGGUACCGUGAAGACACGUUCGGGGACUGGUGGCCGCAUAACAAGCCCACCGCCAAGGACCUCGCUGCUGCUGGGUUUGUGUACACGCCGGGGCUUAAGGCGCCUGAUGCGACGACGUGCCCCUUGUGCCAGUACGAGGUCGUCGAGGACAUUCAUCACCGCAAGGAACCCGACUGCCCCUUCUUCACGGCGACGGUAGAGGUUGCGAAGACCAAGGGCCGUAAGGCUGCGGGUCGGACAACACGACGAACGACCGCUGCGACCACCGCUGCCGAAUCUGACGCCGAAUUGGAACCGCCAAAGAGGCGAGGAAGGACGACCAAGGCGUCCGUCCUUGCCGCUUCGACUUCGACUGUCGCCACCGAGGACGAGACAGCGCUGCCGAAGCGACGGGGACGUCAACCAAAGGCGUCUGUCGCUCAGGAGCCGGUCGAGGAACCCGAACCGCCGAAGCGACGAGGACGAGCGACUAAGAACUCAUCGGCCAGCGAGCUUGCGUCAUCCACGUCUACGCGGCGAGCGACUUCGACCCGUAGCCGAAGCAAGGCGUCGACAGCAAACGAGGUGGACGAGGACGUCGACGACAGCCUGGAGCUCCCGCAACCGGAACCUGAGGAUCCCGAGCCGAAACCGUCCAAGUCUUCACGUGCUAAGGGCAAGAAGAAGGCGGAGCCGGAACCGGAGCCUGAGGUGGUUGUUGCGGAGCCUGAGCCAGAACCUGAGCCUGAGCCUGAGGCUGCCAAGGAGCCAGAGCCAGAGCCCAUCGCCGAGCCAGAACCGGAGCCCGUCGUUGAGCCGGAGCCAGAGCCCAUCGCCGAGGCUGAUCCCGAGCCCGUACCCGAACCGUCACCCGAGAAGCCGAAACGCAAGACCAAGCCUCUGCCGCGAAAGAAGCUCUCCGCCGCGACUGAGCCGGUGCGCAACCGCGAGGCACCUUCCGCCUCCACGAAGAGCGUGCCGAACCGGCCACUGGGCACUGCCGACCCGAACGUUCCUCUGCCGCCGCCACCAGCCGCCAAGGGCUCGCCGUCUGUCCGGCACGCCGUCGACGCCAUCGUCGGCAAAGAGGGCAAGCACUCGCCUCUGACCGAGGAGCAGAAGAGCAUGACGCUCGAGGACUAUGUGCGCUUGCAGUUCAAGCUGCGGCACGAAGAGAUGCGCAAGGAGGGCGAGAGCAUGAUUGCGGCUUGGGAGGCGCGCACGCGGGAAGCGCGAGCCAAGAUCGAGAUGGCCUAG
This is a messenger RNA of Trichosporon asahii var. asahii CBS 2479, 1587 nucleotides long. RefSeq lists its product as uncharacterized. Lineage: Eukaryota; Fungi; Basidiomycota; Tremellomycetes; Trichosporonales; Trichosporonaceae. The record is from RefSeq and is a predicted model, not a curated record. The coding region runs from base 1 to 1587 and encodes 528 amino acids. The transcript is spliced from 3 exons.